AGAGUUUGAAUCCGGUUGGAUUCUCUGGAGGAGAGGGGAUAUGUAAUGUUCUUACUCCGUUCAGAACAUACACAACUACAUUCUAACGCCAUCUAUGACUAAUUAUGAAAAGCAAUCGUCACUAGUAUACAUCUCCAAGAUGAGUUUACGAUGGUGAAAUUUAGGGUAGCGGUAGAAAACGGGCCGACCCUACGAAGAGAUAAACGCGGUGAGAGUCGCUGCAGGCGUUUGUCACUGCAAUGGCAGACGCAAUAAAUUAAUAUUUUAAGACAUUAUACGGUCAUUGUGUGCGUAUAGUUCCGAAACAUGAAUAUGUGAAGUUCGUUGGUGUGUACAAGUCACGGGCAUAUGGGAACGCCCUUUUUUUGAUGUAAGGAAUUGGACCAUACGAAAUAAAUGUUAGAUAAUAACAUUAAUAACAAAUUGACACUCAACCGUUGAAGGAUACGAGUGUAUAAUUCGCCGCUAAAAUCAUCGCUAGCUUGGCCCAGCGGCAACGUUGGUGGAGAACGGUGCAAGAGGUUGCAAGUUCGAUCCCCGGCAGGACCAAUAUACUGUUUCUCUUUUAUUUAUUUUUUUGUUUUUAAUGUUAAUACUUUUUAUUUUAUUUUCUUUCAUUUAAUAUUGUUUUGUUUCCUCUGCUAGUAUAUUUAUUUAGAUAAAUUUUUCCGAUUAGCAUAAAUUUAUUUUUACGCUUUAUUUUUAAGUUUUUCCUUACUUCGGUCCAACCUUUGUUUACUUAGUUUUAAUUUUACUCAUACUUAUUUGUUUUGUGAACUUCAAUUAUAUGUUACUAGCAACGCUGUCAAUAGUUUCCUUGGUAUACAUUGCACGAACCCUGAUCAUUACAUUGGCGCCUGACAGCUGAUACUAAGUUGAAUACACUAUUGGCAAUAGUUGGCAGUAAAUGGAAAUUUAGUUGAUAAGUUUGUAGCUAUUUUAUUGUUCUAGGUAUUUUUGCAAUUUUUUUAAGAUCAUGGAUGUUAACCAUUUACAUAAGGAUGAGCUGGAAUUUGAGUUGGCUUGCCGGGGGGUAUCUGAUUGUCAAACGGUGGCGGCUAUGCGGAAGUUUUUGCGGGCGAUGUUAAAGCGGGAAGCGUCUGGGGAAUCUUCAAUUUCGUUCAAGGUCCCUAUUGCGUGCGUUGAAAAUCAGGGUAGUGAAAUAUUAGGUUGUAGAAGCAAAUUGGCCACGUUGGUCACUUUGAUUAGGGAGGCGUCACUCAGUCCAGACUGGUCUUUAAUCAAACGGAUAUUCUCCCGGUUGACACACCUAGCAAAUCGGACUAAGCUGAUUGUACCUAAGGAGCGGGACGACAUUGAGAGUCAUUCUGCGCUAAUCAGAGAGAUAGAAGAAGCGAGGUCGGCUUUAGACAAGUUGAGUCAAGAGGCCAGCGAUGAUGAGGAUAGCAUCCCCGAACAUGACAGAGCCGCGUUGCAUAGGUCCUUAGGUGAUGAGGCGGUUAAGAUAUUAGGUCAUUUGAAUAUAGAUAAGGAUACAGUUAGGGACACACCGAAGCAGGAGCAGAGCCAGCCGAGAGUGGAAGGCACGUCGACAUCUGCCGGUGUGGAGCUUCAGGACAAGCCUCAACCGAGUAGAUCAGAGUAUCCAGAGAUGAAUGAUAGCCACGUAGACCUCCAGGGAAACGAACAUGGCCCGGUCCUAAAGCCAGCCUUACAACCCCCCUUGUUGCAGCGGUCAUCCACGAUGGAUCAUGAUUUCCAGAGACGAAAAUUGGUUCCCAUCAAGGAUUGGGGGGUUAAGUUUAGUGGAAGAGGGUCGGUUAGCAUAAACGCAUUUCUUGAGAGGGUCGACGAGCUCAAGGAUGCACGUAAUGCCGGUAACGACGAUUUGUUCCGCUACGCUAUAGACUUCUUCGAGGAGGAAGCUCUUAUAUGGUUUAGAGCUAAUAAGAAUUCUGUAACGAAUUGGACGGAGUUGGUGAAACUUCUAAUGGAUACUUUCCAAGAACCGAACUAUCAAGAUGAACUUCUGGAGGAAAUCAAGCGGAGGACCCAGAGUAGGCAGGAGAGCGUCGUUAUUUACAUAUCCACCAUGCAGAACAUGUUUAAUCGCUUGCCUGAGCCACUCACAGAGCUACAAAAGUUGGUCAUAUUGAGGAAAAAUGUACAGCCUUAUUUUCAGAAGGAAAUAUGCCGGGAUUCUUUCAGUACGGUGGCAGAGUUGACAGCAGUUCUAAAGGUUGUCGAGCGUACUAAACUAACUUGUGAGAAAUUCAAAGAACCAACACAAGAUACUUAUUCGUUAGAGCGGGAUCUCGCAUAUCAGGGUAUAGGAGAGGCUGGGCAACGUAAGCAGAAUGAAGUUGCAGCCAUUGGGGACAAGACGCAGUCUAAAUGCUGGAAUUGUAGGAGUCCAGGGCACCGGUUUAGAGAAUGCAGUCUACCAAGGCAAAGACUUUUUUGCUAUAAAUGUGGGCGCUUUGGGAAUACAAUUCAGAAGUGUUCCUGUAAUGCUACAAGGGAGGGAAACGGGCAGUUGGAGUCGAUGCCUGCCGAUCAGACCCCAAGAAAUUAG
This is a messenger RNA of Cydia pomonella (codling moth), 2536 nucleotides long. RefSeq lists its product as uncharacterized. The record is from RefSeq and is a predicted model, not a curated record. Bases 977 to 2536 code for a protein of 519 amino acids. Gene Ontology annotation, molecular function: nucleic acid binding; zinc ion binding. The transcript is spliced from 2 exons. Lineage: Eukaryota; Metazoa; Arthropoda; Insecta; Lepidoptera; Tortricidae.